Messenger RNA from Moesziomyces aphidis, 1251 nucleotides. Lineage: Eukaryota; Fungi; Basidiomycota; Ustilaginomycetes; Ustilaginales; Ustilaginaceae. The record is from the annotation of a GenBank genome assembly.
AUGCAUCUUCGAGUAAUUCCCUUUUUGGCUGCAGGUGUCGCGGUCGCCUUUGCGGCUCCACAUCAUAGAAGGCACGACGGCUUUCAAGUCGACACUUUCAAGCAUCCCGGUGCUCUUCACUCCUCCUCGGACAUUCAGCGUAUCAGGAACUACGUCGAGGAGAAGAAGCAACCGUGGCUUCGGGCGUAUGAGCAUCUCGAGAGCAUGCCUCUGGUGCAGACUAGCUGGCAGUCAAGCGCGCACGAGAUUCUCGUUCGAGCAGCAGCCGGAACUUCCAAUUUAACGAACAACUAUCCCUCUGCGUAUCGAGACGCGCACUCGGCAUACGGCCUGGCGCUUCGCUGGCUCAUUGGUGGCAACACCAGCUAUGCAGACGCUGCUGUCAGAACCCUCGACGCCUGGGGCAGCACCUUGAAGAAGAUCGAUGGCAAUGAAGACAAGUUUCUCGCCGCUGGGCUCUACGGCUAUCAAUUUGCAAACGCCGCGGAACUGCUUCGUGACUAUCCUGGAUGGGAUCGUACCAAUAAGACAGCUUUUAGCAGCAUGCUGAGCUCCGUCUUUGCCCCCAUGAACCAAGACUUCCUCAUCAAUCACAAUGGCAAGCCGAACUUUUAUUACGCCAAUUGGGACCUAUGCAACAUAGCUUCAAUGAUGGCCAUCGGCAUCUUCACCGAUAAUGCCACCAUGUACAACUGGGCUGUCGACACCUUCCUGCAUGGACUACCCGACUCAAGCAUCGUAGUCAACGGAGCUCUUCCCUACUUUUCCAUUGCCAACUUUACCGAAGUAGACACGGGUAAGACCUUGAUGGAAAUUCAAGAGUCCGGACGAGACCAAGGCCAUGCGACACUUUGCAUCGCUUUGGCCGGCAUAAUUGGUCAACAGGGCCAGAAUCAAGACGUCGACCUCUACGGAGCUUUUGGGAACCAAAUUCUCAAUGGUGCUGAAUACGUGUCGAAGUACAAUGUUGGCCAGGAUGUGCCCUUCCAGCCCUACACCAGCUGGGAAGGCAACCUCACGGUCGUAUCUCCCAAGGCUCGCUACGAAGUCCGGCCAGGCUUCGAAGCGGUCUUUGCGCACUACAACAAUGUUCGUCACUUCGACGCUUCUUGGACCAAAGCCUUCCGCGACUACGUCAACAGCAACAACACGCUCGACAUUGAGGGCGGCGGUGGUGACUUCGGUCCCAACUCUGGAGGGUUUGAUGCCUUCGGCCAUGGCACACUUCUCUACAGAAUCAGCCCAGAGUAG